CGUAGCCAAAGGCAUAUGCAGCCAUGACGUUAUCCUCGUAUCGCCUGACGGAAAAGUAUGGGACUACUCGUUCACAUUAGCUUACAUCUGUUCGAAAAGAAUGUCAGUAAUAAGCCACAAAGUUAGACUAGUCAUAAACUCUCUGCUUUAUUAAAAGAUUCAUUAAAUAGUUAAAUGGCGAUAGAAGAGUAUGGAUUGCUAUUGGUCUUAAACCAAUAAUGCAUCCCGUUUCAUAUUUUCAUGCCUGAGGAGGCCAAUAUUAUAAAGCCUAGCUCAUCCCUUUUCCUAACCCUAGGCUCUUUCAUUCAAGACCGCAUUUGACGGCCCACAUAUUCCACUCCUCACCUCACAAACUGAUAGUUUCUCCUUCCUCCAGCCUUGCCACACUAUGCCAGAAGAAACGCCGAAGCUGGCAAGCUAUAAGCGCAUCAUCCUCUGCUCAGACGGCGCAUGGCUUGCGUCCGACAUAGGCGACAGGUCCGCCCCUACCAAUGUCGCCAAGUUAGCUCGAGCAGUUGCGAACAGUGGCCCUGAUGGUAAAGGUAAUCUCGUGAAGCAGAUCGUGUCGUACCAUUCGGGCCUUGGAAGCGGGGACCUCCCGUUCCAGAAAGCCAUCUAUGGCGGCUUCGGCUGGGGUCUCGACAUCGAGGUGUCUCAAAUCUACGAUUUCAUCUCCAAUAACUACGAGCCUGGCGAUGAGCUGUUCUUCUUCGGCUUCUCGCGUGGGGCUUUCACCGUGCGCUCAGUCGCCGGCCUUGUCUGCGAUGUCGGCGUCCUCUCAGCAGUGCACAUGUCGCGCUUCACAGAGAUGUGGAACGCGUACCGUGCGAAUACGAGCGGUGAGCCCUUCAGGAGGUCAACGUGGUAUCUGGAUAAUAAGGAAGAGCUGGGUCUUACGGACGUCAGGGUUAAGGUGGUUGGCGUUUGGGACACUGUUGGAGCUCUGGGUAUCCCGGAAUGGCCCGUGGUGGGUUGGGCGAGAAAAGUUGGCCUCCCAAUCAACAAGCAGUACGCAUUCCACAACACGAAGUUGUCAAAAAAUCUGGACUAUGCUUUCCAAGCCCUCGCCAUUGACGAAACACGACUAACCUUCCCUCCUACCCUGUGGCACAAAACUGCUGACGGUCCUGCCAAAGAUCUGCAGCAAUGCUGGUUUCCCGGCGUCCACGGCAGCAUUGGCGGCCAAAGAGAAGAUUCGCAUGCCUUGGUUGACUUCGAAGAGAUCGGCCACAACACCUUUGCGUGGAUGGUAGACAAUCUCUCCAACAUGCUCACCUUCGAAGACGCCGCGAUCAAGACUCUCAUUGAGGAGCACCGUCGCGCGCUCAAUUCCAUCAAUAUUACCAACGGCUGGGGCUGCGGGCCGAUCUUCGACAACUUCUCCGGGCUGCAAGGCGUCUUCUUCUGGCUUCUCGGGAAGAACGACCGCACACCGGGCACCUAUCCGCGGGACCCGGGCGACGGCACUGGUGGCGCCACGAACGAGUAUUUCCACCCUAUCACGCGGAUCCGCAAGGACAACCUCAACUACAACCCGGCGUCGUUGCAGGGAUAUGCCCUUGAGAGGCCUGAUGGCAGUGCGGGGUGGAAGUGGGUAAAAAGCGGCGUCCAGGCGAUGCCCGAGUACGUGAUGAGCCCGGAGAAGAAGAUGAGUGUAUCUUAUGAGGAGCGUGGGAGAGUGAAGUAUCGGGUCGAGGAGAGCUUAUCGAGAUUACUCUGUCCGAGGAGCAUUCUGUUGGAUCUGGAUAGGGACAAUGGGAUAAACGGGGUAAGCAGGAUCGUGGGCUGAGUGAUCAUGGAGAAAUGGCAUCUCGAGUGAACGAAGAGUCCAACCAUAGCAGAGAGCCACAGAGUAUGCGUGGAAGCAGUUGGGAGGCGCCAUUUAGCUCGUAGGACUGUAUUCGCAUGUUGACGAAGAGCGCAGACCUGUAUAUGAUGCUCAUAAGUGAUAUAGCGAUAUCCCUAAAUCGACAUGCGAUAAGAGGUAAUUGGUGUAGUAGCUAGCUAGUGAAUAGCUUCUAUAUGUCUCGUCGAUCGUCGUGGUGGAGAGCUAAUCCCGAGGUAUAAGGGGAGCGUUGGCGGAAUCUAGAUGCACUAACAAAAAGGGAUGGACCAAUCAGAGGCUGCAAAGGGUCAUGCCCGUGUAAGAGUCAUGCCCGGGUAGCAAUUCUUCAUGCCCGUGUAGUAAUUGCC
Molecule: messenger RNA, 2193 nt
Organism: Microdochium trichocladiopsis
Lineage: Eukaryota; Fungi; Ascomycota; Sordariomycetes; Xylariales; Microdochiaceae
Exons: 5
Coding region: 389-1789 (466 amino acids)
Source: RefSeq, a predicted model, not a curated record